Molecule: messenger RNA, 2004 nt
Organism: Micropterus salmoides (largemouth bass)
Lineage: Eukaryota; Metazoa; Chordata; Actinopteri; Centrarchiformes; Centrarchidae
Product: tetratricopeptide repeat protein 29-like
Exons: 13
Coding region: 315-1661 (448 amino acids)
Molecular function (GO): identical protein binding
Source: RefSeq, a predicted model, not a curated record
CCACCACAACAGAUAAUAGCCUAUGUCUUGCUGUUUGACAUGCAGUAUCAAAUUCUCCAGCCAAAGAAAUUAUUAAGAUAACAAACUGUAAAAAUAAAAUCACAGUCUUUAUUAAUGGAUGUAGUUUGCUCAGAUGAUAGAUAUAAUUUAACAGUUAUAAUUUAGCAGCCAGCAACCACAGACUGUAACAGAACAGUAGUUAUUCUUUGAAAUUAAUAGAGUUGUUUGUAGCCCAUCGUUUGCUGUUACAUUUACUUUUAUUUUAUCUUAUCUACCAGGACACUUUGAUCAUUCUACUGGAGCAGAAGGUGAAGAUGAACGGGGUGGUAACACAGCGGCACAUGGGGCCUUUUCUACCAGAAAUUACUGCCCACAGCAACAAACAGAGGCGAAGUACUCAGUACAGCAGGAUGAAGCAGAAGAAGGGGUCUCUCCAAACCGGAUCACUAUCAGACUCUCAGAUCCUCUCCAAGACAGAGAUUGCACUGUUCAGAAGCAGUCGAAAGCAGAACAUCUGUGUGGAGAUGCUUCAAGAAGGCUAUCACAGGUCGUUCUCUGAGCUGUUCGGACUGCUGAGCUCUGAUCAGGAUCGGAGGAUUGCGGCUGAACCAGGUUCAGCUGUCAGGCUUCAGACUCCGCUGGACGAACAAUGGGAUAAACUGGAGACAAUGAGACUGCACCUGUGCCAGGCCGAGCAGGCUGAAAGGAUCGGUUCCUGGUCGGUGGUGUGUGAACAGCGUCUGGUUUUGGGUCAGUACUUCUCGGCUCCGGAGGACCUCUGGCUCAGUUUUCAUUUCUACCACAGCUGUGUAGACAGAAAGCAAGGAGGCUGUUCGAGACCAGCAACAGAGGCCCGGGCAUGCAUGGCUGAGCUCUACCUGCAACAAGGUGAGCUGGAGCAGGCGAGGCAACAGGCAGAGCAGUGCAUCAAGCAGGCAGAAGACGGCGGCUGGAUAGACUCAGCCGGUCGGCCCCUGAGGCUCCUGGCCCGCCAAGCACUGUGGAGGAUUUACAGCCGGCUGGCCGACGCUUCGCUGGAUGCCAAAGACUACAACGAGGCCCUGAAGCUGCUCCACAAGGGCUACAGCACGGCUGCUGAGUCUGAAGACAAACAGAUCGAAGGGGAGGCCUCCUAUCGACUGGGACUGACCUAUCAGAAUGCAGGACACCAUGACACAGCCAAACAGUUUUUCAACACUUGCAUUCAGAUAUACGGCACACUGCAGGAUGAAGACAAACUGGGAAGGUCCUACAUGGAUAUGGCCAAGUCUUUAGAGAGUGAGGGAAACAUAGAUGAGACAGUCCAGUGUCUGAACAAGUUAGCUGACAUUUCCCGUAACAACGGACUGCAGAACAACCUGGUGGACGCCUACCUGUAUCUGGGAAAUAUCUACUAUACGAUGGGUCAGUAUGAGAGAGCUUGUGAGUACUUCCUGCAGGGUUAUGAAGUUGCCUGCGACCUGGAGGAUGUGGCUCUGCUGCAGAAAGCACAGGUGUUGGUGGCCAGUGCUCGCGCUCACUCCCUCAUCAGGAAAUACAGCGCUGACGUGGUGUCGGCCACGCCUACCGCCGUGCGCCGCCUCUUGGCCUGGAAAGAGACCAGAGGACGUCAGGAAAUCAGCACAGACUCAACAGAUAAUACUGCUGCUGUCUGGUACUAACUCAUCACCAGCAGAGGAGGCGGUUAGUCCUUUCUGUACAUCAGAGGUUUCUGAGCAGAGGAAAUAACGAAGAGGAGGAGGAUGAAGGGCAAAAUGUCACCAAAUACAAAACCCUCCAUCUCAGCCAGAAAAGGCCGUGAUGCUGAACUUGAAUAGUUUGUUACUCUAGAAGUCUUUGUAGAUGCUAAGCUUGAAACAGAGGCCAGUUUGAUAGUUUGUAGAGAAAUUCUGAAUAGUUAUUUGAAUGCUAUCUAAAUUUGUUAUACAAUAUUUUUUCAGAAAAGCAUCUGUCAUAUUUUUUUCACAUUUAAAUUUUUAAUUUGUGAACAGUUUUAUAUUGUUU